GGAGGACCUCCCCUUUCCCUGAACACACUGAGUUGCACACCCCCAUCCCCACAGCACCCUUCUUUUCCACCAGAGCCCUGUGGUCUUGGUAGGAAUUAUCUGUGACGCGGCUCCCUCACCUGGCAGCCGUUGCCCUCAGCUGGAGAAGAUGAAGGCAUCCGUGGUCCUCUCCCUUAUUGGGUACCUGGUGGUUCCAAGUGGUGCUGCUGUCUUGGGGCGCUGUGUGGUGGCUAAGAAGCUCCACGAAGGAGGCCUGAGUGAUUUUGAGGGCUACAGCCUUGAAAACUGGGUGUGCCUGGCUUAUUUUGAGAGCAAAUUCAACCCCACGGCCGUCUACGACAACUCGAAUGGUAACUUCACCGGCUACGGCCUCUUUCAGAUCCGCAACAAUGACUGGUGUGACCAUGGCAAGAACCGUUGCCACGUGUCCUGCUCUGCUUUACUGAAUCCGAAUUUAAAUGAGACAAUUGAAUGUGCAAAGAAAAUUGUAAAAGGAAAAAGAGGGAUGGGAGCAUGGCGCUCCUGGUCCCUGAACUGCCGGUACUCUGACACUCUGGCGCGGUGGUUGGAUGGAUGCGAUCUGUAG
Molecule: messenger RNA, 586 nt
Organism: Camelus dromedarius (Arabian camel)
Lineage: Eukaryota; Metazoa; Chordata; Mammalia; Artiodactyla; Camelidae
Gene: LYZL4
Product: lysozyme like 4
Exons: 4
Coding region: 149-586 (145 amino acids)
Biological process (GO): fusion of sperm to egg plasma membrane involved in single fertilization
Cellular component (GO): acrosomal vesicle; sperm flagellum
Molecular function (GO): lysozyme activity
Source: RefSeq, a predicted model, not a curated record